This is a messenger RNA of Canis lupus familiaris (dog), 799 nucleotides long. It is a transcript of the gene MRPS18A, whose product is annotated as mitochondrial ribosomal protein S18A. The record is from RefSeq and is a predicted model, not a curated record. Gene Ontology annotation, cellular component: ribosome; mitochondrial small ribosomal subunit. Gene Ontology annotation, molecular function: structural constituent of ribosome; small ribosomal subunit rRNA binding. The transcript is spliced from 6 exons. Gene Ontology annotation, biological process: mitochondrial translation. Bases 42 to 632 code for a protein of 196 amino acids. Lineage: Eukaryota; Metazoa; Chordata; Mammalia; Carnivora; Canidae.
CGGAAGCGGAAGUGCACAAGAGGUCACCGUUGGUUUUUAAGAUGGCGGCCGUCAAUGUGCUGGUGGACACCUGCGGACGGCUGUUCCGGCGGCUCCUGGCUGGCCCGAGGGCGACCAGUUGGGCUCGGCCUCCAGCUCGGGGGUUCAGAGAAGUGGUGGAGAUCCAAGAAGGGAAGACGACUAUAAUCGAAGGACGUUUAACAGGAACUCCCAAGGAAAGUCCAAAUCCCCCUAACCCAUCUGGCCAGUGCCCCAUCUGCCGGUGGAACCUGAAGCACAAGUAUAGCUAUGAGGAUGUUCUGCUGCUCUGUCAGUUCAUCCGGCCUCGUGGAGGCAUGCUGCCUCGAAGGAUCACAGGCCUAUGCCAGGAAGAGCACCGCAAGAUUGAGGAGUGUGUGAAGAUGGCGCACCGAGCAGGACUCUUCCCAAAUCACAGGCCUCAGCUUCCUGAAGGAUUUGUUCCAAAGAGCAAACCCCAACUCAAUCGGUACCUGACCCGCUGGUCUCCCCGUUCAGUCAAGCCCAUCUAUAAUAAAGGCCACCGCUGGAACAAAGUACGCAUGGCUGUGGGGUCGCCCCUCCUGAAAGACAACAUCUCCUACUCAAGAAGGCCUCUGAUACUGUAUCACUGACUGGGGCAGGGCUCCCCAUCCCACCAGGGUGUCCCAGCUCCUCGGGAAGGCACAGCAGACAGUGGGCUGACCCUCAGUGGCCUUGUGACUGCCUUGGGCCAUGCUCAGUGCUGAGGGAUAGGAGUUGUCUGCAAAGGAAUUUCAUAAACCAAGCUCAUGGACUCUGC